GUCUAUUUCUCCCCCCCCCCCCCAAAUGAAUCAGAUACUAUUGAGAACAGCAACAGAGGAAGAGGUUCGUCAGGCUUUAUUCAUGAUGCAUCCAGAGAAAGCGCCAGGCCCGGAUGGAAUGACAGCCCUGUUUUUUCAGCACUCCUGGCAUAUUAUUAAGAAGGACUUGGUUGAGAUGGUGAAUAAUUUCUUGGUUACAGGCAACUUGGAUCCACGAUUAAAUAUUACUAAUAUUUGCAUGAUUCCAAAAGUAGAGAGACCUACAAGGAUGAUGGAACUACGGCCGAUAAGUCUAUGCAAUGUAGGUUACAAGAUUAUAUCGAAAGUUCUGUGUCAACGACUGAAAAUUUGCCUCCCCCGAUUAAUUUCAGAGACGCAAUCGGCUUUUGUGGCAGGAAGGUUAAUAUCGGAUAAUAUUCUUAUAGCUCACGAAAUGUUUCAUGGUCUGAGAACAAAUAAGUCAUGUCAAAAUAAAUUUAUGGCCAUUAAAACAGAUAUGAGCAAGGCGUAUGAUAGGAUAGAGUGGCGUUUUAUUGAGGCCCUUCUUAACAAAAUGGGGUUUGAUCCUCGCUGGAUCAAUCUAAUGGUGGAAUGUAUUUCUUCGGUUCAAUAUAGGGUCCUCCUCAACGGCCAGCCGCGAGGCCUUAUAAUUCCCCAACGAGGUCUACGUCAAGGGGAUCCUUUGUCUCCGUAUUUAUUUAUUAUAUGUACUGAGGCUUUAAUUGUGAAUAUCAAAAAAGCGGAGAGGGUAAAACAAUUAACCGGUAUGAAGGUAGCAAGAGCUUGUCCAGCAAUAUCGCAUUUAUUAUUUGCCGACGAUAGCCUUUUCUUUUGCAAGGCAAACAGAGAAGAAUGUCAAACUAUUUACAGGAUUUUAAAAGAGUACGAGGCUGUUUCCGGGCAACAAAUAAAUUUUCAGAAAUCUUCAAUUCAAUUUGGUCAUAAGAUUGAAGAGUCCAGUCGACAAGAGUUGAGGGAUAUUUUGGGUAUUCAGAAUUUAGGAGGAAUGAGAUCUUAUCUAGGGUUACCCGAAAGCCUUGGGGGAUCUAAAGUCCAAGUGUUCGGAUUUGUUCAAGAACGUUUGAAUAAGAGGGUAAAUGGAUGGACUUUUAGAUAUUUUACUAAAGGUGGGAAGGAGGUGAUUAUUAAGUCGGUGGUUACGGCUCUGCCAAAUCAUGUCAUGUCUGUUUAUCGAUUACCAAAAGCUACUGUUAAAAAAUUAACGAGUGCAGUAGCUCAAUUUUGGUGGAGUCCAGGAGGGAGUACAAAAGGCAUGCAUUGGAAAUCAUGGGAUAAGUUAUGCCUCCCUAAAGACAAUGGUGGAUUAGGUUUUAAGGAUCUUAUGGAUUUUAACACGGCGAUGCUUGGAAAGCAACUGUGGAGGCUGAUUGAGAAACCAAACACUAUUUUCUCUAGAGUCUUUAAAGGACGGUACUAUAGGAAUGCUUCACCCCUUGAACCGAUCCGAUCUUACUCCCCGUCAUAUGGCUGGAGAAGUAUGAGCUCUGCUAGAUCUAUGGUUUGUAAAGGACUAAUUAAAAGGGUGGGAACAGGUUCAUCUAUUUCUGUAUGGAAUGAUCCUUGGAUCCCAGCCACUCGCCCGAGACCAGCAAACAAAAAUCUUCACAACAGUUACCCGGAUCUUACAGUGGAUUUCCUCAUUAAUUUGGAAUCCCGAACUUGGAAUCUUGAGGCAAUCAGGGCUUUGGUGGAUCCUCAUGAUGCACAAAUUAUAGAAAGUAUUCCAUUAAGUAGAAAUCAGAUGGAUGAUAGGAAUGGAUGGCAUUUCACUAAUAAUGGGAAAUAUUCGGUCAAAUCAGGGUAUCAGGUGGAACGGGUAUAUCCUGAUAAGGAAAAACCACCAGAUUUUUAUGGACCCACAGUGGAUCCGUUAAAAGCUUUUUGCUGGGAAGUGCGGUGCCCACCGAAGUUGAAGCACUUUUUAUGGCAACUCGUUUCAGGUUGUAUAGCGGUAAUGAAGAAUCUACGGGGGAGAGGAAUACAAGGAGAAAUUUGUUGUGCUCGAUGUGGAGACCCGGAGGAAUCAAUUAAUCAUGUGUUUUUUGAAUGUCCUCCAGCACGUCAAGUGUGGGCACUAUCUAAAAUACCAUCGAGUCCAGAUUUUUUUCCAACUUGUUCGUUUUUUGGUAACAUGGAUCAUCUCUUUUGGCGAGUUACUCCAAAGAUGGAUGACCACCAAUUUGCAUGGAUAUUAUGGUAUAUAUGGAAAGGUCGGAACAAUAAAGUGUUUAGUAAUCUGGAUAUUGAUCCAAGGGAAACACUUAGAUUAGCCGAACUGGAAUCGACACUUUGGGCUGAAGCACAAGUUAACACUGAUCAAAGAAGGGAGAGGCAAGUACAGGCCCGACCUACAUUAGAAACUACAGGACGCUGGUGUUUUAUAGAUGGUUCGUGGAAAGAGAAUGAACUUUUUUCGGGACAAGGAUGGUAUAGUACCUUACCAGGUUUUGAUGGUUUAUUAGGAGCAAGGAAUGUCAGGGCGUGUCUGCCACCUCUUCAUUCUGAGAUGGAGGCGUUGAUUUGGGCAAUGGAAUGUAUGAAGAAUCUAAGACAGUUUCAGGUUACGUUUGCAACGGAUUUUUCUCAAUUGGUGAAGAUGGUUUCGGAACCAGAAGAAUGGCCAGCAUUUGAAACCUAUCUGGAAGAUAUCAAGCUUUUACGAAGAAGCUUCCUCAACUCAGACAUCAUCCAUGUUCCCCGAACGGAGAACCAAAGGGCGGAUAGCUUGGCACGUAGUGCUAGAAAACAACCGUCUUUCAUCGUUCAUAUGGAUGCGGAGUUGCCGAUUUGGUUUACAGAGUCAAUAUGAGUCUGUGAAUGUCUUGCUGUCAAAAAAAAAAAAAAAAACAAUUGACCUUAAUCUAAUUCCCACUACAGCAACUAUACCAUUUUUAAAUUCCUCAAUACUAAGAUGCCCUAACUUUUCUUUUGUUCUAUACAUAAAUUCUAGUAGAAAAAAGCUUUAAACAUAAUUUUUAUGGUAAACUGAAUAUAAAUACUCACGUUUGUAUUCCAAAUCAAAUUAAAGUCUGAUGUUUUGUAUCUAUUUACACAGUAAAUAGUCAUAAUCAUUUUUUUGUUAAAAGUUAGAAAAGAGUAAUAUUUCAAAAUUAUGCUUUAUAGUUAUUGUUACCUGGGUUGUUUGUCUUGUUGACCGUGAUCUGAUUCUCCAUUUUUGGGAAAAACUAAGCUCUUAAGGAGGAGGUAAAUCCAUUGGCAUCAUGCGAAAAAAUAAAAGAGAGUAUCAAGUUAAGAAGAGAACAUUGAACCUGGAAAUAACUAUAAACAUGUAUAUAUAUUUUUGCUAUACUUACCACCCAAAACCAAAUUGACGAAGAAGAAGACUACACACUGUAGAGAAAUAAAAGGAGAGUAAACCGAUAAUAAAUAAAUUGAUUGCAAGUUAUAUAAAAAAAAAAGAAACGGUUUGAAACUUUCCAUGAUUUAAGGAAUUGUAGAUGAAGUGAUCUAUUUUUAAACGUGAUGGUAAUGAUGUGCUUAAAUUUAGGGAUAUAAUUUUUUUCAGUUUCAGAAAAUGAAGGAUUGAUUUUUUUUGUUUUAUGAUAACGGAGAAACCGUUUGUUUUAGUUAUUUGUCAUGUUUUGAAACUUCUUUUUACUUUUAAAUUCAUCCAGGUGUUUUGUUUUUUAUUUUUCUGGAAAUUUUGUUUUAAAGAUUUUCCACUUGUCAUGUUAAGAUUGGGCGUGCGACUUGCGCUUUAGUAUAUAAGGGAUAAGAAUUAUUUACAGAAGUUUAAAAACUCAACUUCACCACCUAAACAAUAAAUUCUAAAAAAUAAUAAUCAUUAAACCCUAAACUCAAAUGUUAGGAUAUUUUUCAUUGAGUUUUUUUUUUUUAAAAAUGCUAUCCAAGUUGGUGUAUUUCAAUAAAUUUCUCAAAUAGGAUAUUCACUACAAAAUUAUUUUGCAAGUACAAAAUAUUAUAGUUUAAAAAAAGUUUUGUUGUUUUUAAUAAUAUCCCAUUUUAAAAAUAAUUUUUGUUGUUUUUAAUAAUAUCCCAAAAACAAUUUCUCUAUUAUAUAGGCGCAGUUUAAUUUAAUUUCAUAUAAAUUCUAAAUUUUAGAAAUGAAACAUAUGUAAAAUACUAUUGUUACAUAAUUAUGUUUACAAAAAUGUUUUUUUUAUAAAAUACAAAAAUUACGUAAAAUAAUAUUGUUAUAUAAUACUAUUACAUAAAUUAGAAUAUUUUAGUAUAUAAAGAAUAAAAUAUGCACGGAUGUGUGGAUCAAGAUCAAGGAGAUCAUGUAACAUAAUUAUUUUUUACAAAGGAAAUUUUGUAAACAUGCUUUGUCGAUAUGUAUAAACCAGAAGGACUUAGUGAAAUUUUUUGAAUGAUUUUCUAUUCUCCAAGACGCACAAGCCUCUCCAACCGGUUGAGGAAAGAUUUUUUGCAUGUAGUGUGAACUGUAGUACUCUGCAACAAGCAUUAAGAAAUACAAUAUUUAUCAGCAAUGAUUAUCUCUAAUGUUUUCUUAUUAUCAUUGAUCUUCUGUUUUUAAUAUAUACUUUUUCCGUUUCAAAAUGUAGAUGAUGUUUUAAAGAGUUUUUUAUGUUUAAUAAUAUAUGAUGUUUUGGUAUUUUAUAUUAGUUUUAAUUUUAUUGAAAACUGUGUGAUCAAUACUGUUUUAUAGAAUUUUUGAUGAUUGUCCUCCAACAAUUCAGGUUUGGAUUCUAUCGAAGAUACCAUCAAAUCUAACUAUCUUUCCGACAAGUGCUCUCUUCACAAAUUUGGAUCAUCUGUUCUGGAGAGUUAUUCCGCAGAUGGAAGAGCAUCAGUUUGCAUGGAUACUAUAGUAUAUCUGGAAAGGUAGGAAUAAUAAAGUUUUCAGUAAUUUGGAUAUUGAUCUUUUGGAUACGCUUAAGUUGGCAGAAACAGAAUCAACACUGUGGGCUGAGACACAUUAUUUGAAAGAACAGAGAACAAUACCACAAAUAGUAGAUACGACCCUGCAGUCAAUUCCAGGAAGAUGGCAUUUUGUGGAUGGCUCAGGGAAAGAGGGUGAUACUUUUUCAGGACAAGGUUAGUACAACACUUUAGAAGGAUUUGAUGGAUUAUUGGUAGCAAAGAUUGUUCAGGCUAGUCUCUCUCCCCUUCAAGCGGAGAUGGAAACGCUACUCUGGGCAAUGGUAUGCAUGAAAAAUUUACGUCAAUUUUAUGUUAGGUUUGCAACGGAUUGUUCUCAAUUGGUGAAGAUGGUUUCGGAACCAGAAGAAUUGCCAACUUUUGUAACUUAUUUGGACGAUGUCAAGAUCCUGAAAGAGAGUUUCACCCGAUCAGAGAUUAUCUAUGUACCAUGGACGCAAAAUAUAAAGGCGGAUAGACUAGCACGCAGUGUUAGGAAGCAACCGUCUUUCGCCAUUCACAUGGAUACGGAUCACCUGGUUUGGUUUACAGAGUCAGUAUGAACCUGUAAAAAUCAAUGA
Molecule: messenger RNA, 5465 nt
Organism: Brassica rapa (field mustard)
Lineage: Eukaryota; Viridiplantae; Streptophyta; Magnoliopsida; Brassicales; Brassicaceae
Molecular function (GO): RNA-DNA hybrid ribonuclease activity; nucleic acid binding
Source: RefSeq, a predicted model, not a curated record